Cololabis saira (Pacific saury) is the source of this 2399-nucleotide messenger RNA. RefSeq names its product 3-oxoacid CoA transferase 1a (gene oxct1a). The record is from RefSeq and is a predicted model, not a curated record. Gene Ontology annotation, molecular function: succinyl-CoA:3-oxo-acid CoA-transferase activity. Gene Ontology annotation, biological process: ketone body catabolic process. The transcript is spliced from 17 exons. Bases 42 to 1625 code for a protein of 527 amino acids. Gene Ontology annotation, cellular component: mitochondrion. NCBI's taxonomy places the organism in Eukaryota, Metazoa, Chordata, Actinopteri, Beloniformes, Belonidae.
CUCUCCUCCCUCACCUCCCACUCCUGUGUGAUCAGAGAAACAUGGCGGCUCUCAGAGCUCUCAGCAGAGCGGACAAUAUCCUCCUCAAAAACCUCCCGGGUCCCCGGAGAGCCACAUUUAACCUCAUCAGUCACCAUUUGAGUAAGACUUGUGGCUGUUACUUUUCCACCUCCGGCGUGAGAAGUUCCCAGUUCUACUCAGAUCCCACGGAGGCAGUAAAGGACAUCCCCAGUGGAUCUACCAUUCUGGUUGGAGGCUUUGGAUUGUGUGGUAUACCCGAGAAUCUCAUCAACAGUUUACUGAAGACUGGAGUAAAAGGUCUCACUGCAGUCAGUAACAAUGCAGGAGUGGAUAACUUCGGCCUGGGCCUGCUGCUCCAGACUAAACAGAUCAAGAGGAUGAUCUCCUCGUAUGUUGGAGAGAAUGCAGAGUUUGAGCGGCAAUAUCUGGCAGGGGAGUUGGAAGUGGAACUAACACCACAGGGUACUCUUGCAGAGAGGAUAAGGGCCGGGGGUGCUGGGAUCCCCGCCUUCUUCACAGCCACUGGUUAUGGCACUCUGAUCCAAGAGGGAGGCUCUCCUAUUAAGUACAAUAAAGAUGGCAGCAUUGCCAUUGCCAGUGAGAAGAGAGAGGUGCGCGACUUCAACGGCAGGCACUACAUCAUGGAAAAUGCAAUCACUGGAGAUUUUGCACUGGUCAAGGCAUGGAAAGCUGACAAGGCGGGCAACGUUAUUUUCAGGAAGACGGCCCGAAACUUCAACCAGCCCAUGUGCAAGGCAGCCAAAACCACCAUAGUUGAGGUGGAGGAGGUGGUGGACGUUGGGACAUUUGCUGCAGAGGACAUCCACAUACCUAGUGUCUACAUCCACAGGAUUGUUCAAGGAGGCUCCUAUGAAAAAAGGAUUGAGAAACGCACAGUAAAGAAAAAUCAAGAAGCGAAGCCCAAACCAAAGAAGGACUCAGACAUUGUUCGGGAAAGGAUCAUCCGCAGGGCUGCUCUCGAGUUUGAGGAUGGGAUGUAUGCCAACCUUGGUAUUGGCAUCCCCAUGCUGGCCAGCAACUUUAUAAAAUCAGACAUCAUUGUACAUCUUCAAAGUGAAAAUGGAAUUUUGGGACUGGGGCCAUACCCCGCUGAAGAUGAAGUGGAUGCAGACCUGAUUAAUGCCGGGAAGGAGACUGUCACCGUGCUCCCAGGAGCUGCCUAUUUCUCAAGUGAUGACUCAUUUGCCAUGAUCCGAGGGGGUCACAUCAACUUGACAAUGCUGGGAGCCAUGCAGGUGUCAAAACACGGAGAUUUAGCCAACUGGAUGAUCCCGGGCAAGAUGGUGAAGGGUAUGGGAGGAGCCAUGGAUCUGGUGGCUAGUGCUGGAACCAAAGUGGUCGUUACCAUGGAGCACUCAGCUAAGGGAGGAAAGCACAAGAUAUUGGACAAGUGCAGCCUGCCUUUGACAGGAAAACAGUGUGUGGAUCGGAUCAUCACGGAAAAGGCGGUGUUUGACGUGGAUAAGACAAAAGGCCUGACUCUUAUUGAAGUAUGGGAAGGUCUUACUCCUGAGGAUAUCAAGGCAUGCACGGGCACAGAUUUUCAGGUGUCUCCCAGCCUGAGACCCAUGCAGCAGAUUUAAAGGAGCGUCGAUCAGCUCUGACGAUGUGUUUUUGGAUUGUGACACUUCGUUUCCCUGUGAUAGACAGCGGGUGAUAUCAGGAGAUAAGUUGUGUGAAAUAAGCUUAUAAAAUACUGUUUGGUUCAAUUCUUGUGUAAUCAAGAUAAACAUUUUAGAAGGAUUUUUUUUCACCAGCAAUGACAGCUGAAUAGGACUCAGAGCCAAUAUACAUUGUCCUGUUUUGGUGUGAUACGACAAUUACACCAUUAAAUUAUUCAUUUUCUCUUUCAUAGAUGCAGCUGUUAGGAAAUUCUGAAUUUUUACAAUCAACGUGCAAGUUAUGCAAUACAAAUGCAACUUUACAGGAUUUUAAACAUAAUUCAUAAGAUAAAUUAAAUCAUACUAUAAGAUGACUAGUAAUCUAAUGCAAUCCAUUGAGAGAACAAGUGACUUGUAGGUCAAUAACAGACGGUAGUGUGAAUGUAGCUUCUUAAACUUGUGGUACACCAAGCAGCAGAAAAGCUUCCUACAUUAUGCAAAAUAUCAUCUUCAUUUAACCCAUUUGGGAAAUGAGGGGGAUUUAGUCAAGUGGGUCUGACCGAGACAUGUUUGCAAUAAUUACCUCUGCCAUAAUGUUAAACUGUCUCUUUUCCUCAGCAAUUGUAUUAUUCAAACGACAACAAUAAGCCUUAAUGUUUUUUACUGACUUUUUUUUUUUUAAUUUGAUUUCUGUUUCUCUUUGGUUCCCCAGUGUUUGUAUAUAAAAUAAAAUACAGCCUGGUGUGCACAGUCCAA